Peronospora matthiolae is the source of this 594-nucleotide messenger RNA. The record is from the annotation of a GenBank genome assembly. NCBI's taxonomy places the organism in Eukaryota, Oomycota, Peronosporomycetes, Peronosporales, Peronosporaceae.
AUGAAGAUGUACCUCAUCUCCAAGGGGUUAUGGGAAGCGGUUAACGCCACAUCUGGCGUCUCCGAGGCGAAGGAGCAGCAGGCGCAUGCGGCAAUCGUGCUCAACUUGAGCGAUACUCAGCUCAUGCAUGUCAUUACAACGAGUAGUGCAUGCGAAGCAUGGGGAGCACUCGCGCGAGUUUAUCGGACCCAAGACAUGGCAAGUCGGCUGUGGCUAAAGGAGAAGUUUGCGACAUUCAAGUUUGCGGCAUCGGACAUGAGCGCCCACGUUAUGGAGCUGGAGCGGCUCGUGCUGGAAAUGAAUGGAGCUUCGUGUGGACCAAGUGAAGAAGAUUCGUGUGCAACGUUGCUGCGAAGUCUCCCGGCGCAAUACGAGGGACUGGUGCAGGCUUUUCGCAUGAGCGUCACACAAUUCAGCUUUAAAGAUCUGGUGAGCAAGCUGAUCGCCGAGGAAGUGCGCAAGAAGGAUUCGACGCGCAUUGAAAACGAGACAGCGCUACAUGUUGGCAAACGACAGGAGAAGAAAAGCUUUAACAAAACUAGCGGUGGUCCGCGGAAGACAGGGUCAAGUGUUCAGUGCUUUUAUUUGUGGUAA